Messenger RNA from Salmo salar (Atlantic salmon), 2408 nucleotides. RefSeq names its product coenzyme Q10A (gene coq10a). NCBI's taxonomy places the organism in Eukaryota, Metazoa, Chordata, Actinopteri, Salmoniformes, Salmonidae. The record is from RefSeq and is a predicted model, not a curated record. Gene Ontology annotation, molecular function: ubiquinone binding. Gene Ontology annotation, biological process: cellular respiration. Gene Ontology annotation, cellular component: mitochondrion.
ACUUUAUUAAACAGACACGGUCGCGAUAAAGAGUUGUCGCCGUAUGGGGAAAAACUUGAACGCGCAUUUUAUGCACCUUCAGCGUCCCAGGACAUCGAGCUUGGAAUAAAUAAACGACUGAAAUAAACGCGGCCUUUUUGGUUGCGUCUACUUGGAUAAGUGAACUGAAGCUUAUCUACACGGUGUCUGACUUUGAUGGAUGCCGUGAAAUAGGACUGGGAAAGGCUUCAAAUAGCCAAUCCGAAGUUGGCUAAAGUCAGUGUUCAACAGAAACCUACAGAUCCGGUUUCCGUGAACCGUUAUUCUACUUGAGGUUCUGAUAAAGUAACCCAAAAUACAAUGGCAGCAACUGCCCGACGAAUGCCGAUGGGUGUGCGGACAUUCAGUGAGUUUUUGGAGAUUGCUGUAGGCUCUGGGCGGUCACCAUGUCACACCGCGGGGUCAAGAGAACAUAUGAGACAGACUAUCAGACACUUGUCAUCAUGUGGUAUUGUAAUGACUAGGACACCCAGAGUGCUUUGCCACCAGCAGAAUUGGGACACAAUGACAUCAGUUCCCCACAGCAGAACCUUCAUGGGGUUCACAAAUAAGAGGAAGGAGUACUCCGAGCGGAGGAUACUGGGGUACUCUAUGCUGGAGAUGUAUGAUGUGGUAGCCAACGUGGAUGACUACAAACUCUUUGUCCCCUGGUGUAAGAAGUCCCAGACCAUCAUGAAGAGGGCAGGCCACUCCAAAGCUCAGCUAGAGGUGGGAUUCCCACCCAUCGUAGAGCGAUACACAUCCAUGAUCAGCGUGGUGCGACCCCACAUGGUCAAAGCAGUGUGCACAGAUGGAACACUUUUUAACCACCUGGAGACGAUAUGGCGCUUCAGUCCUGGAAUCCCUGGUUAUCCCCGCACCUGCACUGUGGAUGUUUCGAUCUCGUUUGAGUUCCGCUCCUUGCUCCACUCCCAGUUAGCAACUGUGUUUUUUGACGAGGUGGUAAAGAAGAAUGUGUCUGCUUUCGAGCGCCGGGCCGGCACACUCUACGGCCCACAGACUCGCGUCCCACGGGAGUUAAUGUUCCAUGAGGUACACCAAACGUGAGGUCCAUCUGCCAUUGUGUGCCCUUAUCCCAAACCAGCCUGCACCUUCACCCUGGCUGUCCCCUGUAUCACCUGCAUGACACUACACCACCCAGCCUCCACCAACCACCUCCAUUGCCACCCAGGUGCCAUUAGCCUGGUCCCAGAACUGUUUGUGCUGUCUUGCCAACUCCUAUGGUCACACUGGCGUGAGAGACAGCACUUCUGAGAUCUUGGACCAUCUGGGACCAGGCUAAGAUGCCACUAAGUGCAUCCUCACAUCAUAGAGGAAGGACCAAGCAAUCAGUGUGGGCAUAAGCCCAUCUAAACACCCUUCACAACUAGUUGAAAGUCCCAUAUCUUAGCCUGGAUCAUGUCUUGUAAAAAUCUGCCAUCUACCUCUUCACAAGGGUUACUCUUCAGCGCAGGCCCCUUGUUGCAUUGGUGCUUGUGCACAAUUUAAAUAGAAGAAUCCUUCUUCCAAAUCUAGUUGUAAAACAAAAAAGCCACUACACAUAUUGGAAUAGAUUUAAUGUAUUGCUGUGUAAUCGUGAGUGAACAGGACACAAUAUUGAGUCAACCAUUGACAUGGACCAUUUUGAGUCUGUCAUACUUGAGUCUGUUGAUGCUUCAGAUUGUUGAAGAAUGGAUGCAGGUGCACUCCACUUACCUGCCACAUUAAAGUCAUCCAUUCAUGUCAAAUUAAUUUAUCUUAGAAAUAUAUUUUAAAUGUACAGUAUUGCUUAUACCAAGAAGUGCUUUUUUAAAAUGUGUUUGUUUUGAAGUUAUUGAUUAUAAAUAUACACUGAGUAUACAAAACAUUAAGAACACCUACGCUUUCCAUGAGAUAGACUGACCAGGUGAAUCCAGGUGACAGCUAUGAUCCCUUAUUGAUGGAACCUGUUAAAUUCACUUCAAUCAGUGUAGAUGAAGGGGAGGAGACAGGUUAAAGAAGGAUUUUUAAGCCUUGAGACAAUAGAGACAUGGAUUGUGUAUGUGUGUCAUUCAGAGGGUGAAUGGGCAAGACAAAAAAGUGAAGUGCCUUUGAACGGGGUAUGGUAGUAGGUGCACCAGUUGGUGUCAAGAACUGCAACGCUGCUGGGUUUUUCACACUCAAGUUUCCCGUGUGUAUCAAGAAUGGUCCACCAACCCAAGGACAUCCAGCCAACUUGACACAACUGUGGGAAGCAUCGGAGUCAACAUGGGCCAGCAUCCCUGUGGAAUGCUUUUGACAUCUUGUAGAGACCAUGCCCCGACAAAAGCCUUUGACACUUAUAAAAUGCUUGUAAUUAUACUUCAGUAUUCCAUAGUAACAUCUGACAAAAAUAUCUAAAGACAAUGAAG